UCUGUAUUAGUGUAGUAUAUACACUAUACCAAAUCCAGAGUCCAGGGUUCACAUUAAAGGAUUUGAGACCUACUCUGGAUUCUAGCCAUAGCUCGGACCUUGACAACAUAUUCAAUUUAGUGACAGAUUUUAUCGUUAAUGUGCUAGAGGCGCCCACAGAAUCACUCGACUUUCUAAGCCAAAGCAAGGGAAGGCGCACACCAGCAGAAAGACAUUUGUAUACUAUAUAUACACAAAUCCACAGACUUAGUCACAGAUCCAAUCACAACGUCAUGUUGAGCGGGUCAAAGGUUGUCUUGCCCGGGCUACCGAUACUGCGCUCACAGUCACGGGUGGGAUGUAGAACCACAAACGUGGUCUUAAAAGUAAAGGCCUCUACCGCGAUGAGAAGUAUUUGCACUGCUGUAUGCAUGUCCAGAAUUGAAAGAUAUACGUCCAGGAAUUGUAUCACUACUAGACCAAUGCGAACACAUAGUUAUGACAGUAAAACAUAUUUACAGUCACAGUGGUCGAAUAUACAGCGGUGUUCUGGAUGUGCAUACUCGGUUGCAGCACGUCCGGCUAUGAAAGUGUAUCGCUCAACCAGCAUAGACCCGUAUGCAAAUCUAGCCUUAGAGGACUGGAUGUAUACACAGUGGGGCAGACCCAAUAGCACAGCACGUGAUGUCCUUGGUGUAGACGACAUGCAAUCGGAUAGUUGCGUUCUCCUGUUUUGGGUCGAUGAGCCUUCGGUUGUGAUCGGCCGAAACCAAAACCCCUGGACCGAAUGUGACGUCAGCGGAAUGCACAGAGACCACGUCCACUUUGUGCGCCGAAAGAGCGGUGGGGGCACAGUAUACCACGAUAGUGGCAAUCUGAAUAUAUCACUCGUGACAGGACGUGACGCCUACACUAAACACAGGCUAACUCGAGUCAUCGCCACAGCGCUCAACCGGGAUUUUAAACUGGGCGUGUAUGUGAACGACCGCAAUGACCUGGCCAUUAAUGGCAAGAAGGUGUCCGGCUCCGCGUAUAAAUUGGGCGGGAGAUGCGCCUAUCACCAUUGCACCCUUCUCACCACCACAGACAUCAAGAGUGUGGGCAAGUACUUGCAUUCUGAUAGAGAAGGCAUCGUAGAUAGUAGAGGGGUGUCGAGUGUGCGAUCACCUGUGUCGGCGUUGUGUGACCAUAUGCCUGGAGAUGGGAGUCUGACCAUCGACGCUGUCAUAGACAGUAUAACUCGCGAAUUGGGCCAACACGUGCUCGAGGGUGGCCUCAGUGGGAAUGAGGUAAAUAGCUAUAACUCUGAGGGAGAACGCGGUAAUGUAAACUCAAAUGAUGUUGGAAGUACGACAGUACACCAAUCUGUUUCAAGUACUACUCACCAGCCCGAAGAAAUAAAUCCUGAGACGGACAUGGCUGUAGGUGAGUGGUGCAAGCAGUAUCGUGAUACGCUGGUUGGCUGGGACUGGCAGUAUGGCCAAACACCACAAUUCACUCAACAAGUACGCCGCGUAUUUCCAUGGGGAACUGCUGCGCUGACACUGUCUUGUAAACGAGGUGUCGUAGAGAGUGUCACCACAGAGUUCGGCGAACUUCAGGAUAGUAGCACACUGUCCGCUACGGUUGGGAAUGUCAAAGCAAAGCAUGAGGCUAUAUCUCAGGAGAUACGAAACGUGUGUGUGAAUACCAGGUAUGCCGUACAAAGCGAUAUGCUUGUGGCCAGACGUUCCUGGCUGGCAUCCGCGGGUGCAACAGACCUCAGUCAAACAGAGCAGACACGUGUGGCGGAUCUACUGGAUUGUUUAGUAGACAUCUACACGAUUUAGCGUAUCUUCCACAAGAUUUAGGUAAAACUAUGACACAGUACUG
Molecule: messenger RNA, 1851 nt
Organism: Sphaeroforma arctica JP610
Lineage: Eukaryota; Ichthyosporea; Ichthyophonida
Exons: 2
Coding region: 273-1808 (511 amino acids)
Biological process (GO): protein lipoylation
Cellular component (GO): cytoplasm; mitochondrion
Molecular function (GO): lipoyltransferase activity
Source: RefSeq, a predicted model, not a curated record